Molecule: messenger RNA, 5270 nt
Organism: Bufo bufo (common toad)
Lineage: Eukaryota; Metazoa; Chordata; Amphibia; Anura; Bufonidae
Gene: SLIT1
Product: slit guidance ligand 1
Exons: 37
Coding region: 499-5082 (1527 amino acids)
Biological process (GO): negative chemotaxis; axon guidance
Molecular function (GO): calcium ion binding; heparin binding; Roundabout binding
Source: RefSeq, a predicted model, not a curated record
CUCCAUUGAUGGAUGACUGCUGUGUGGGCUCCUUCCCUGCUGCCUCUCAUUCCUCCUGGUACCAAGCCUCAGACAGCAGGGCAGAUAACGCUCACUGUGCACAGGGCUCUCCAGGCUCAGCGGCUCCGGAGACACUUCCUGCCAGGAGGGCAAUGCUGUGAGAAGGUGCUGCCUGCAUUGUGCUGAGCACAGCCUUCUGCCUCCAGCCUGAGAGCAAGAAAAGAAAAAGAAGAAAGAGAGAGAGAGAGAGAGAGAGAGAGAGAGAGAGAGAGAGAGAGAGAGGGAUUUCUGCCUCUUUGUAGCACCAGAAGGUUGCAAUAUAUUUUGUUUUGUUACAUUGUUUCCUUUCUUUUUGAAUUGUUUUGUUUUGUUUUUUUUUCUAUUUUUAUUUUUUUAUUUUGUCUCUUCCAAGUUGGAAUUUGCCGAGGAAUUUGGAAGCUACCUGGAUCCUUUUCUCAGGACUCUGAUGAUUUAAAGGGCUCAGCCCUGGAAACCUUCAUGGCUGUGAGGGGAUAUUUUAGCUUCUCCUUGUGGCUCCUGGUUUGGAGCAGCUUCUGCCAAGUAGGUGCCAAUGGAUGCCCAGCCUUGUGCUCCUGCAGCGGAACUACAGUGGAUUGUCAUGGGUUGGGACUUAAAUCGGUGCCAAAAAAUAUCCCAAGGAGCACAGAGCGGCUAGAACUGAAUGGGAACAACAUAUCGCGCAUCACGAAGAAUGACUUCUCUGGACUCAAGCAGCUCCGAGUCUUGCAGCUGAUGGAGAAUCAGAUUAGCAGCGUGGAGCGCGGAGCGUUUGAUGACAUGAAGGAGCUGGAGCGGCUACGCCUCAACCGAAACCAGCUGCAGGCGUUACCUGAGCUCCUCUUCCAAAACAACCAGGCGCUCUCCAGACUCGAUCUCAGUGAGAACAUGAUCCAAGCGAUUCCAAGGAAAACUUUCCGGGGAGCUACAGAACUUAAGAACCUACAACUGGACAAGAAUCAGAUCAGUUGUAUCGAGGACGGAGCGUUCCGUGCUCUUCGGGGGCUGGAGGUUUUAACCCUCAACAACAACAACAUCACCACAAUUCCAGUUUCCAGUUUCAACCAUAUGCCGAAACUGAGGACAUUCCGGCUACAUUCCAACAACUUGUUCUGUGACUGUCACUUGGCCUGGCUUUCUCAGUGGCUUCGGCAACGACCAACCAUUGGGCUCUUCACACAGUGCACAGCGCCGUCCCAGCUCCGUGGCCUUAACGUGGCAGAAGUCCAGAAACACGAGUUUAGCUGCUCAGGUCAGAAUGAUCCGUCCAGCACUCAGAUCUGCAGCCUCUCCAUUGGCUCCUGUCCGGCAAUGUGCACAUGUAGUAACGGCAUAGUGGAUUGUCGGGGGAAAGGUUUGACUGCAAUCCCAGCAAAUCUCCCGGAGACCAUGACCGAAAUACGUUUGGAGCUGAAUGGAAUCAAGUCGGUGCCUCCCGGAGCCUUCUCUCCGUAUAAGAAGCUGCGCAGGAUAGACCUGAGCAACAACCAGAUCUCAGAGAUUGCCCCCGACGCCUUCCACGGCCUCCGCUCGCUUAAUUCCCUGGUCUUAUAUGGCAACAAGAUUACGGACCUUCCCAAAGCGGUGUUCAGUGGUCUCCAUGCCUUGCAGCUUCUACUUUUAAAUGCCAACAAGAUUAACUGCAUCCGAGCCGACACCUUCCAGGACUUGCAGAAUCUGUCUCUGCUCUCGCUGUACGAUAACAAGAUCCAGAGUUUGGCAAAAGGAACCUUCGCCUCCCUGCGUGCCAUCCAGACAUUGCACUUGGCUCAGAACCCCUUUAUCUGUGACUGUAACCUCAAGUGGCUGGCGGACUUCCUAAGAACUAAUCCGAUAGAAACCAGCGGUGCCAGGUGCGCCAGUCCUCGCCGACUCUCCAACAAACGCAUUGGGCAAAUAAAAAGCAAGAAGUUCAGAUGCUCGGCAAAAGAGCAAUACUUCAUCCCAGGAACCGAGGACUUACAGCUCAGCAGCGAAUGCAACAGCGACGUUGUGUGUCCACCCAAGUGCCGAUGUGAAUCCAAUGUGGUAGACUGCUCCAACCUGAAGCUGUCAAAAAUCCCCGACCGCAUCCCGCAGUCUACAGCUGAGCUGCGCUUGAACAACAAUGAGAUCACCACGUUAGAAGCUACCGGACUCUUCCGAAAACUCUCACAUCUCAAAAAGAUCAAUCUGAGCAACAACAAGAUCUCGGAAAUCGAGGACGGGGCGUUCGAGGGCGCAGCUUCAGUGGGCGAGGUACACCUCACAGCCAACCACCUGGAGUCUGUGCGGAGCGGCAUGUUCCGGGGUCUGGAAGGUCUGAGGACGCUGAUGCUGAGAAAUAACAAGGUGAGCUGCGUCCACAACGACAGCUUCACUGGGCUCCGAAACGUCCGGCUCCUGUCCCUGUACGACAACCAGAUCAGCACCAUCACUCCGGGGGCGUUUGACACUCUGCAGUCGCUCUCCACUUUGAACUUACUGGCGAAUCCUUUUAACUGCAACUGCCAGCUGGCCUGGCUCGGAGACUGGCUGAGGAAGAGGAAAAUCGUCACCGGAAACCCUCGUUGUCAGAACCCAGACUUCCUGCGGCAGAUCCCACUUCAGGAUGUCGCCUUCCCCGACUUCAGAUGUGAAAGAGGACAGGAGGAGCUGACCUGCGCUCCACAACUGCAGUGUCCGCAGGAGUGCACGUGCCUGGACACCGUGGUGCGCUGCAGCAAUAAGCACUUGUUAUCACUGCCGAAGGGAAUACCCAAGAACGUCACAGAGCUGUACCUGGAUGGCAAUCAGUUCUCAAUGGUUCCCAAGCAGCUGUCCACAUUCAAGUAUUUACAACUGGUAGACCUGAGCAAUAACAAGAUCAGCUCCCUCAGCAACUCCUCCUUCACCAACAUGAGCCAGCUCACCACGCUGAUACUCAGUUACAACUCCCUGAGGUGCAUUCCUCCUCUUGCCUUUGAGGGGCUCAGGUCCUUGAGGCUCCUGUCUGUGCAUGGAAAUGACAUUUCUACUCUACCUGAAGGGAUUUUCUCAGAUGUUUCCUCACUUUCCCACUUAGCGAUUGGUGCUAACCCGCUGUAUUGUGACUGUAACCUACGCUGGCUGUCGAGUUGGGUGAAGACUGGGUACAAGGAACCUGGCAUUGCCCGCUGCACUGGACCACAUGAAAUGGAUGGGAAACUUCUCCUCACCACACCAGCUAAAAAAUUUGAAUGCAAUGGACCAGCAAGCUUAAGUAUCCAGGCAAAGUGUGAUCCAUGUCUGUCCAGUCCUUGUCGUAACCAAGGCAGCUGCCAGAACGAUGCGGUGGAGUAUUAUAAAUGCGCCUGUCCACCUGGCUUCAAGGGUAAAAAUUGUGAGAUCUCACUUAAUGCAUGUUCCAGCAACCCCUGUGAAAACCAAGGAGUGUGCCACCCAAAAGAUGACGGCAGCGGGUUCAUAUGCGCCUGCGCUGAAGGUUUUGAAGGCCCAACGUGUGCGGUAAACAGGGAUGAAUGCAAGUACAGCGAUUGCGAGAACGGCGGCACCUGCGUAGAUGGCACCAACACGUACACGUGCCAGUGCCCGCCGCUGUACACAGGAGAAUACUGCGAACAGUUAAUGGACUUCUGCUCUGCGGAGCUCAACCCUUGUCAUCCCGAUUCCAAAUGCAUCACAACUACUGAGGGGCCCAAAUGUGAAUGUGCACCGGGUUAUGUCGGAGAGAACUGUAGCCUCAAUUAUGAUGACUGUAAGGACCACCGCUGCCAGAACAAUGCCCGGUGCGUGGAUGAGGUGAACGGGUACUCCUGCCAGUGCACAGACGGCUUCAGCGGGCAGCUCUGUGAAAUGCCGUCACAAGCGUCCACCCUGACAAACCCGUGUAAGCUGGCUGACUGUCAGAACGGAGCCAACUGCAUAGACGUGGGCAGCAGCGCCGUGUGCCAGUGUCUUCCUGGCUUUGGAGGGAACAGGUGCGAGAAACUCUUGAGUGUGAAUUUCGUGGAUCGAGACACCUACCUGCAAUUCACAGACCUACAGAACUGGCCCCGGGCAAACAUCACUCUUCAGGUCUCAACGGCCGAAGACAACGGCAUCCUCCUGUACAACGGCGAUCGCGAUCACAUGGCUGUAGAGUUAUAUCAGGGUCACGUGAGAGUCAGCUAUGACCCCGGAAGCUUCCCCAGCUCCGCCAUCUAUAGCGCAGAGACUAUCAAUGACGGCCAGUUCCACACAGUGGAGUUAGUUACCUUUGACCAGAUGGUUAAUCUGUCGAUAGACGGCGGCGCCCCGAUGACCAUGGACAACUUUGGGAAACAUUACACUCUUAACAGCGAAGCUCCGCUGUAUGUGGGAGGCAUGCCAGUGGACGUCAACUCCGCUGCUUUCAGACUAUGGCAGAUUCUUAAUGGGACCAGUUUCCACGGCUGCAUCCGAAACCUGUAUAUUAACAACGAGCUGCAAGACUUCACCAAGACGCAGAUGAAGCCCGGAGUCGUGCCAGGGUGUGAACCGUGCAAAAAGCUCUUCUGUCUCCAUGGCAUAUGUCAGCCCAACACUGUCAAUGGACCGGUCUGCCACUGCGAGACGGGGUGGACGGGCCCGCACUGCGACCAGCAGAUCAGCAACCCCUGCAUCGGCCAUAAGUGUGUUCAUGGGACCUGCAUGCCCCUGGAUUCUGUGACCUACAGUUGCCUGUGCCAGGACGGGUAUAAGGGUGCCCUCUGCAAUCAGCAAGGAGGAGAGCUGUAUAAUCCAUGCAAGAACCUGCAGUGCCAGCACGGGCGCUGCCAGAUCUCAGACAUGGGGGAAGCGUACUGCGAGUGCGACAACGGCUACGUGGGUGAAGUCUGCGAUCAAGAGUCAGAAUGCAGAGGCGAGCCCGUCCGCGAUUACUACCAAGUGCAGAGGGGAUACGCCAUAUGCCAAACCACGCGUACAGCAUCGUGGGUGGAAUGCCGUGGAUCCUGCAACAACCAGGGCUGCUGCACGGGAUUACGCAUGAAGCGCAGGAAGUACACGUUCGAGUGCAGCGACGGCUCCUCUUUCGUGGAAGACGUAGAGAAGCCAAUAAAGUGCGGCUGUUCCCAGUGUAUGUAGGAUCUCAAAUGGACUGGAUCGUCGUAGAUCAUACCACACCGGAUUAAAAAAAUGUACAAAAAAUUACAAAAAAAAAAAGCGGACAAUACAUUCUGUAAAACUGGACUCUGCUUCCCUUUCAGAUGUGUGAACAUCUUAAUGUCUGUGGCAUUCAGUUCUAUGUAUAAACAGUACCAUGGAGACACACA